This is a messenger RNA of Penaeus chinensis, 1519 nucleotides long. RefSeq names its product aggrecan core protein-like. The coding region runs from base 123 to 1028 and encodes 301 amino acids. The record is from RefSeq and is a predicted model, not a curated record. Lineage: Eukaryota; Metazoa; Arthropoda; Malacostraca; Decapoda; Penaeidae. The transcript has 7 exons.
GAUAUCAGAGAGGUAUUGCUUCUUGUUUACGGACGACGGUUCUCAUCGACACGAGUUGCCCCUGCAAUGAAACUUGGUGCCACGAGCUGGAAAAAGAGAUCACUGGACAAACUGCAGAAAAUAUGACCGGUUUCUGUAUGCCCACAUACAAUGCAGGUCUUUGUUACCGCAUGUUCACCAGGCAAAACUCAAGCCAGGAAAUAUGUGGCUGUUGCAUUAUAAAAACUCGUAUGUUAUGCAGCACUGGUGAGGACUUCACUUCUGGCGGACUGCGAGAAGUCCAGGAGGGUCUGGCGUGUGGAGAGCAUAACAUUACUUCGCCGAGAUACUUCACUUCACCUGGAUUUCCGCUGGAGAAAUACCCCAACAAAUAUUACUGUUGGAGGAGUUUUAGAGCUUGGGCGCCAGAUUACACAAUCCAGGUGGACUGCGCGAUGAUUCAUCUACGAAAAGACAAGAACUGUCGGGUAGAUUUUCUUCAAUUUAAAGAUGGACAUAACUUGGUGGAGAGGUUCUGUGGGCUGUUGUAUAACGUAACGAAGGUGAGUGAGACCGGCAAAAUGGAUGUAUUAUUUGAUACCAACCGAAGAAAGAAGCAAGUGGGAUUUAACUGCACUGUCACUGCUAUCGAGCUGCCGUGUCCCGAGCCGUUCAUCAAGGUCGGAUCCGAGUGCUUCCAGUUGAGCGACUCCGAGCGAGUGUUCGACGAGGCCCGCGCCUUCUGCCUCGGCCUCGGGGGGGACCUCGCCUCACCGGCCGAUGUUCCUGCCCUCAGGGAUUAUGUCAUCGAUAAGGGCCAGACGCUGGCCGUGUGGCUCGGAGCCUCCGACCGGGACAUCGAGGGUGACUGGCAGUGGUUCGAUGGGUCUCUGAUCAAGGCCGAGGACUGGUACUGGAAUGCCCCGAACAAUGGCUUCGGCUUGGAACACUGCAUGGUGCUGCGACCCGACUUUGAUCCGCCUCUCAAUGAUGCAGAGUGUGAUCGUCCUAAGAAGUUUGUGUGCGAGUAUGAUUUACUGAAAGGGUAAAGUAAUCAUUAUGGUGACUGCCAUUUCUUUCUUGAUUUAGUGUUAAUAUACAUUUACAUAUUGAUUUUGUAUAGACGCACACAAAACUUUCCUGAAACACAAACUAUCCUUUUCACCAGUAGUUAGGAGGAAGGUUUACUCACUAGUAACGUUUUCUUUACACAAAAUAAUACUUAUAUUGAUCAUUGUUAAAAUAAUUUGUAGAGGUAAUGCAUAAGUUAACAGGAUUUCAGUAAUUGUGUCAUAGCUCUAUUAUAGCUUUGCUUCACGUCUGCAAAGACCUGUCCUCCGGCUCUUUGGCCAAGCAUUCGUUGUUCAAAUUUAUGCUCUUGCCAAGAUGUGUUUGGUGCGUUUCUGUCCAAUAAAGUGUUCUUAUAUUUUCAAAUCAUGGUAAAUUUGUAGUUUAUGAUUUAGAUAAUCACAAUUAUAAUAUAAAUGAUUAACGACAUAUACAUGUAUGUGACCACUCCGAAUAAAAGAUAUACGUAAAG